AUGUCAGCCACAACUACAAUUGAAUUAUUUUCUCAAGAACAACAGGAAAGCCAAGUGCUAUCGAACUCAUUUGGCCCGGGCACAGAAGCUGCGAUUAUUCGUGCGAAGCAAAGGUGGAAUGACCCUUCCAUUAACAAAUGGCGUCUUCUGGCUACCUUUGUUAGCUUUGCAGUUGUAGGCGCCAGUGAUGGAGUCUACGGUGCGCUGGUUCCAUAUGUCCGUGAGGACUUUAACCUAACUACCACUGUUGUCUCGCUGAUCUUUGUUACGCCUUUUGUCGGCUACAUGAUUGCAACUAUUCUUGUAAACAAGGUCCACAUGACCUUGGGACAGAGAGGCGUAGCAUUUAUCGGUCCUCUCUGCCACAUCAUUCCGUUUAUCGUUAUGGCAAUUCAUCCUCCGUACCCCGUAAUGCUGGCCGCCUACGUGAUCGUGGGCUUGGGAAAUGGUCUCAUCGAUGCUGCAUGGAAUGCCUGGAUUGCCGAUAUGGCAAACGCGAAUACGUUGAUGGGGUUUCUUAGCGCUUUCUACGGACUUGGGGCAACUCUCAGCCCGACUAUUGCCACCCAAAUGAUUAAGUCUGGGUUGCGCUGGAACUACUUCUACUACACCCUACUUGGCGGUUCUGCCCUAGAACUAGUAGCAAGUGUGGCCAUGUUCUGGCAGGAAAAUGCAGAAAACUUCCGUAUUAAUAAUGCCAAAAGCCCCAACGAUACCAGCGGUGGAAACAGGACUGUAGAGGCUAUGAAGAGCUCUACCACUUGGCUGUUGGCUACCUGGCUCUUCAUUUACAUGGGUGUCGAAGUGUCGGUGGGUGGCUGGAUUGUCGAAUUCAUGAUGCAGGUCCGUCAUGGAGGCAUGUACGAAGCUGGUCUGAUUCCCACUGGCUUUUGGGCUGGAGUUACGCUCGGGCGACUUGUCCUUGGCUUUGCGAAUGAAUGGUUAGGAGAACGAAUGGCUAUUACAAUUUACCUUGCCAUCUCAAUUGCUCUUCAACUUGUCUUUUGGCUGGUGCCAAAGUUCAUCGUGUCCGCAGUCGCAGUCUCCCUACUCGGCUUCUUCACCGGCCCUCUUUUCCCGGGAGCAAUUGUAGUGGCUGCUAAACUGCUUCCAAAGCAUUUACAUACUCCUGGUAUUGGACUCGCAUCAGCUUUGGCUGGUGGCGGGGCAGCAAUACUUCCUUUUGUUGCCGGUGCUAUCUCGGGAGCGCGUGGCGUGCAGAGCUUGCAGCCUUUCGUUCUUGCAUUGCUGAUAGCCUUGAUCGCUUUGUGGUCAUUGCUACCACGAACCAAACCUCAUGCGCAUGGUGUCUGA
Aspergillus alliaceus is the source of this 1314-nucleotide messenger RNA. RefSeq names its product MFS transporter. Gene Ontology annotation, cellular component: membrane. The coding region runs from base 1 to 1314 and encodes 437 amino acids. The transcript has 7 exons. Gene Ontology annotation, biological process: transmembrane transport. Lineage: Eukaryota; Fungi; Ascomycota; Eurotiomycetes; Eurotiales; Aspergillaceae. Gene Ontology annotation, molecular function: transmembrane transporter activity. The record is from RefSeq and is a predicted model, not a curated record.